Messenger RNA from Erythranthe guttata (spotted monkey flower), 1829 nucleotides. The record is from RefSeq and is a predicted model, not a curated record. Lineage: Eukaryota; Viridiplantae; Streptophyta; Magnoliopsida; Lamiales; Phrymaceae.
CACAAUCGAGUUAAACUAACACACACAGUACACACUCCCCUAUAAACACAAACCUAACAAUAUGGAAGUUAUGGUUUUUUGUGUCUCUCUCAGCUGCAUCUUAGCCGGACUCCUUUCCCUCCACCACUUAUUCUUCACCAAGAAGGACAAAUCUGCCGCCGCCGCCGCCACUGCCGCCAGUCUACUACCGCCAGGAAAAACGGGAUGGCCCUUGGUGGGGGAGAGCCUCCAUUUCCUCUGGGCGGGGUGGAAGGGCCACCCGGAGAAGUUCGUCUUGGACCGCAUGGCUAAGUACUCAUCCAGUGUUUUCCGAACCCACCUCGUGGGCGAGAAAGCCGCAGUUUUUUGCGGCGCGAGCGGCAACAAAUUCUUGUUCUCGAACGAGAACAAGCUCGUCAGGGUGUGGUUCCCUAGUGGCAUCGACAGAAUAUUCCCUUCUUCAACCCGAUCUUCUUCCGAAGAAGAGGCCGUUAAACUGAGAAGAAUGCUCCACAAUUUCUUGAAAACCGAAGCCCUUCGACGCUACAUCGGUAAAAUGGACCAUAUGGCCCAGACACUCUUUGUAGAGGGAUGGGAGAACAAGACAGAAGUCGUCGUCUUGCCUCUCGCGAAAGACUUCACCUUCCGAUUAGCAUGCAAGCUUUUCGCGAGCGUCGAAGAUCCUCAACAAGUUGAUAGGCUAUCGAAGCCUUUCAAUCUCUUGGCGUCGAGUUUGUUUGCCAUCCCGAUUGACUUGCCGGGGACACCGUUCAAUAAGGGGAUUAAGGCCUCCAAGAUUGUCAGACAAGAGCUUGUUUCCAUCAUCAAACAACGCAGAAUCGAUCUGGCCGAUGGGAAAGCUUCGCCCACGCAGGAUAUUCUAUCCCACAUGCUUCUCACAAGCGAUGAAGAUGGCGAAUUCAUGCAAGAAUUCGAUAUUGCUGAUAAAAUCUUGGGCUUGCUGAUUGGAGGCCGUGAUAGUGCGAGUGUCGCUUGCACUUUCAUUGUGAAAUACCUUGCCGAGCUUCCACAUAUCUACGACGGAGUGUACAACGAACAGAUGGACAUUUUGAAAUCAAAAUCUCCGGGCGAUUCGCUCAACUGGGAAGACCUGCAAAAGAUGAAAUAUUCCUGGAGCGUUGCUUGUGAAGUAAUGCGACUUGCAACACCGGUCACUGGAACUUUCCGAGAAGCCAUUGCUGAUUUUUCAUACAAGGGUUACUCUAUCCCAAAGGGAUUCAAGCUAUACUGGAGCGCCACUGCAACGCACAAAAACCCUGAAAUAUUUCCCGAACCGGAGAAGUUCGAUCCGUCGAGAUUUCAAGGAGCCGGGCCCGCACCGUACACAUUUGUUCCGUUCGGCGGAGGGCCGAGAAUGUGUCCCGGACUAGAGUAUGCACGAUUCGAGAUCCUGGUGUUCAUGCACCAUCUUGUGAAGAGAUUCAAGUUUGCGAAAAUGAUUCCUAAUGAUGGUGAAUUUGUUGUGGAUCCAAUGCCGAUUCCUGCCAAGGGUCUUCCUAUUCGCCUCUUCCCUCACCCAAAAUAAACCUUAUCACCUUAAUAAUGGAAUAAUUUCGUAUUUUCUAAAUUUGUUCAUGAUUUCACUAGAGAAAACACAGAAAGGGAAAUCUAAAAUUAAUUAUAAAGUAUUAUAAUAUAUCAAAUGUUUUCUUAUGGACUAAGUAUCAAAGAUUUAUAAUACGUGGCGUCAUCUCCUUUAUAUAUAUCCUCUUAAUGCAUGACUAUGCAUAUACAAAUUCAUGUAUAUAUAUAUACGUAUGUAAUUUGUAAUGAGAAUAAUAUAAAACAGUUCUCUUCAGUGCUUAUAAAUUCUUCUCUCCUCGGUUUCA